AUGGCUGCUUCAUCGACGUCGGUGGGCACAGCAAGCGAUGUAUCCGAAGAAAUACCUCCAUGGGCACGCGGUAAUCAUUUGCGAUAUGUGGAAAAAGAAGUUCUUAUUCCUAAAAUUGUGAGAGAAAGAGCGAAGGCCAAAUGUGAUGAUUUGGUUAAAGGUAAACAAUAAAGACAUUGAUGUGAAGUAUAUGAAAUAAUUCAUUUUUGAACUGCGGUUGUAGAUGAGAGUGAAGAAGGAUCAUCGCAGUAAAUUUUCCAAUUUAAGCAAUUGGAAAGAAGAAGCCUGAUAAUCACUCUAAUAUAGACAUUACUACCGUUUCCAUCAGGGAUAAAUCAUUUAAAAAUUGUACGUGACGGGAACAUUUCUAAAUCUCUUGAAACUGUUGGCAGGGUUGGGGUUUCUGCUCUUUUUUAUGUUAAAAGUUGGGGUAAGCUCAUGGUAUUCUAUUUUAGAGAUGGAGGCCCUGAGAAAUUUUCCCAGAGCCAUAGAAAUGGAGAGAGUGGUGGACGUAUAUUAUUUGUUAUGAUUGCAAAUGUAUUAAAGGACAACUUUUUUGGUGAUCUUAGUCAAGUAUAUGUUGUAGUUAAUUUUUUAUCUCAGGUAAUUUUUAUUUUUCCUUUGUUUCAACUUCAUAAGCAUACAUUAUCAUACCCAAAAACAAAAGAAAAACAAAAAUUACCUGAGAUAAAAAAUUAACUACAACAUAUAUUUCCACCACCUUUUUAGCCCACUACUUCAUGAGCUGACUACCCUGCGAGCAGAGGCUACAUUUUUGCUGUGUUAGCUGGUGUGUGAAAAGAAGCGACAACUUUUCAAUUUUCUAUCGUGCAUGCGCGAAAUUCAUCACGCGAUUCGCAAGCAAAAUUAAUUGUCAGGUCUGUCGUCAAAUGGCGCGAGUUUCGCGGGAAUAAAAAAAUAGCAACAACUCUCAUCUGCUAUGCAAGACUCACGCAAGACUCACGCAAUGCUCUAAACUGGUCAAGAACAGUAAAAAGCGCGUUUUUUAAAUUUAUUCGUCCAGAUUUCUGGAUGGAUUUGAACGGUUGUCGGCAGAGGCUACUUUUCGCACACCAGCUCACACAGCAAAAAUGUAGCCUCUGCUCGCAAGGUAUGAGCUGACAAGUAACGAGUAUUAAUACAUCAGCCAAUCAGAAUGCAGGAUUUGUAAUGGAAUAUCAGGUGCACAAUCCAUUCAACCAACAUUUCUGGAAAUUUUUGUUUGAAGUUAAAUGAAAUGGUCCUUUUUGGUUCAGUCCUAUGGAAAUAUUUGGGAUCACCUGUGAAGGUGGUCCUCUUUGGCUUAGAGGACUGGCCCCGGUUGUUCAAACGCUGGAUAGCACUAUCCACCGGAUAAAAAUCUAUCCAGUAAAUGACGCAAUUGGUUUCCCUAAUACAUAUCCGCUGGAUAGUGAUUUAUCCGGUGGAUAGUGCUAUCCAAGGGUUGAACAACCAGGGCCUGGUCCGACUGAAAUUUCCUGUUCCAUUCGGCCAGAUUGUUGUUUCUGAGAACGACCUCUCUGUUUCCUGCUCACAAUAUCACUGACAUGGUAAGCAAUUAAUCUUGUUUUGAAAAAGCCACUUGCAAUUUUACUGCUGCAGGUUGAGCAGCUUUGUCCACGAAGUUUGACAAUUGUUGGUACAUGACUGUAUCUAGAAAUGUUGAAUGUUUUUGCUACUUUCUUGUUAACCCUUAAACUUUAAAUGUUGCUUGUUUGCUUGUUUGAGUUCAUUGACUAAAUGAGUUGUGUGGUUCCAAGCAUUGUAUUGAUGAUGAGAGUGUUCUCUGAAGAGUGAAGACUUGUUUGAAAGGGUUCAACAGGCCAAAAAAAUGCAUUGUAAAAACUUGCAGGUGAAUUCUGUUGUGUUUCAUGACUGUAUUGUUGUCACUGAUGAUGUCACUGGUGAUCAGUAAAUUAUUGGAAAAUACCACUGACUCUAUUCAUUCAUGGGAAUUGUGGAAAUUCCAUCUGGAAAUUUUGGUUGAAUGGAUUGCAUCCCGAGUUAAUCAGUCAAAUGAAGGAGAAAAGCCAUUUGAAAGUUUGAGUAUUUUUACCUCUGUUUUUUCUAAUUUUACAGCUUUUACACAGUGUGCAAAGUCAAGAACUGUGUCAGUAGUGUGGGCUUGCCGUAAAGAAAACCAAGCAAUGAAAGAUUGUAUGACACACUAGUAAGUAAAAGGAACUCAAUUUCAACCAUGUAUAUCUAUGUAAAUCUAACAUCUUUAGGUGGUGUGUAGGGUUGGUGUUGUAGAGAUGCCAAACCCUGAAGAUCUAAAAUCUGGAGACUGUAUUUUUCUCCCCCUUAAGGUUCCCACUAUCAACACACCCAACCCUUGAUAGACACAAUUUGACUCAGUCCCCCCAAAAUCAUUAUUGGGUGUGGGUCAGGACAUUAAAGGUAGUUUUAUAUGAGGUACAGACCAUUAACCCUUCAGGUCCCAAGAGUGACCAACAUCAAUUCUCUCCUAAUAACAGCAGCAGAUCAUCAAGAGUAAAGGUUAGGAGAAUUGCUAAAUUGACUACCAAAGGCCGAAUGCUUUGAACUUAAACCAAAUUCUCUCAACUAUUCUUAAAAGAAAUGUAUAGAGAUUAGUCUGGAGAAUUGGUAUGUUGAUCCUGGGGCUUAAAGGGUUAACAACAGUAAGUUUGCAUACAUGACUGUCAAGGCCAAAUAAUUUUUGUCAGUUGUGAAACACUUGGAAAAAUGCCACCAGAAACCUUAAUAUAACAUUUUUGAAUUUUGGGGAAAUUUGGGGAGUCCAAACUAGAGCACAGAAAAGCCCUAAAUUUGAUAUUAUCACUCUGAAGAUGCGGUGACCCAUAAAAAAGAAAGUUGACGUGUGUGGUGUUGUCUAGGUAUGACGUCUGUCCUUUUGCUGUAACAUGGUUUGUAGUAGAACUCAUUAUCUUUUUCCUUGCUCAUCACAUUCGGACAUACUAAGACAAGGCAUAAAGUGAGAUAAAAGUACUAUUAAAGUACUGUAGUGACAUGGUGACUUAGGCUCACUGUAGUAUAUUAGCACAUCUGUUGUCUUGUCUAUGUUUCUGUGAUAUAAGUGACUGGUAGAAGCCGAGAGACUGUUAGCAGGGCAAAGCUCAAGUUGGUUAUCAGUAGAUUGUGAGAAAUGUCACUGUUGUAGGUAGAUUUGUUCUCAGGUUAGACAAGAAUUUCUUUUGUCUUCUAUGAGUAAGUUAGGCUGGGAAACAAAGGAAAAUCUGAAUCAAACUAGUUGAAGAAUGGUUUAACUUGAGAGUGGAUUGUAAUUACAAAAUGUUACAAAAUCUUGAUAAAUUAAUUCUCAAAAAUUUUUGGAUUUUUGAUUCAAAGAGACCUGCCAGCAUCAGUGAUUGGUGUUAUGUAAUAGUAUUUCUUUUAAUAUACUUCUAAUUAAAUUGUUUUACUGAAUUUCCAUUACUUAGUUACCAGGACAAAGACUUUGUAGAAGAAUGUAAGGAGGAGUACCUAAAGAGAAGAGAAGAUUUUCAAAAGCAGUAUUCACAGUCUGGACAAGCAGCAGAUUUCAAGAAGAAAGAUUCAGUAAUAAUGUGA
Messenger RNA from Porites evermanni, 3552 nucleotides. The record is from the annotation of a GenBank genome assembly. NCBI's taxonomy places the organism in Eukaryota, Metazoa, Cnidaria, Anthozoa, Scleractinia, Poritidae.